GACGGCGGGGGAAGGGGCGGUGGCGCCUCCGGGAGUGGGGAUGGCGGCGGCGGUGUUGUUAGCGGCCUCCGGGAGCGGGCAGUGCAAAGCCUCGGCCCUGGUGGUACUCGGAGAGGCCGGGAGGCCCGAGCUGUUGCUGCUGCCGGAUGUGAUCGCGCAGAUUCGGCGAGGGAUCCUCUCCUGGGACAUCGAUGCUUCUGCCUACAGCCUGGAUGAGCAGCUCAAGCUCUUUGUGUCCCGACAUUCUGCGACAUUUCCCACAGAAGCAAAAGACCAAAAGAUUCUCCAUCACUGUGGUGAGGCAUUGGAAACAUUGGUGCUGAUAAACCCUUCCGUUGAGUCUCUGUGUGCUGAGGUACGGACUCUGAUCGCUGCACCAUCACGACACAAGCUCCUGGUGUUGGCUGGGCCAUGUCUGGAAGAAUCUGGUGAACUACUUUUACAGAAAGGAUCAUUCACACUCCAGGAUUUUAUCCAGAUCUUCACAGACAAGGAGAUUGGAGAGCUGUUGAGCUUCACGCCUCCUGCUGACAAGGCCAGCCUUACUCUGGCCUGCCCAGACUUGGGAGAAUGGAAGAAGUCGAGCCUGGAAAACCACAGUCUCCAGGAGUUCAUCAAAAUCAGGCUGAACCCUCCAGUCGCGCUGUCAGAGAUGGAAGGCCUGCAGGAAUUCCUGGAGUACCUUUCAGAGACGAUGGAGGCAUCUUCCCCCUUUGACCUGCUGGAGCCCCCAGUCACUGUGGGCUUCCUGAAGCUCUCUAAACCCUGCUGCUAUAUCUUUCCAGGAGGCCGAGGGGACUCCGCAUUCUUUGCAGUCAAUGGCUUCAAUAUUCUGGUGGACGGAGGAUCGGAUCAGAAAUCUUCAUUCUGGAAACUGGUUCGUCACCUCGACAGGAUUGACUCUGUCCUGCUAACUCACAUUGGGACCGACAAUCUGCCUGGCAUCAACAGUCUACUGCACAGGAAACUGGCAGAACUGGAUGACGAUCAGUCGCUAGGCUCUGAAAUGAACAAUGACUGGACGAAACAUCUUAUUUCUCCUGAGAUUGGAGUCAUGUUUCUCAAUGCGCCCAAGAAGUUACAACAUAUUGAGAGAAGUAAUGUGAGGCGAAGUGUUGAUGAGGUUAGUGUGAUGCUUCAGUAUUUGGAUCAGUUACAUAUUAACCCGGUGCCACUCUGUAGAACUGGUGGCAAUUCUUUAGAACCUCUAAUUCUCUUUCAAAAGAUGGGAGUUGGACGACUGGAGAUGUACGUCCUGAAUCCAGUUGAAGGGAGUAAGGACCUGAGCAACUUGAUGCAACAGUGGGCAGGCAAUGGUUGGCCAAAAGGAGGGAAUGUUCCACUUCAGUGCCUGGUGUCCGUCUGUGCCCUCAUUGUCUGGCACCCAGCAAGUCGGGUGGAAAAGAUAAUCCGGGUGUUGUUUCCUGGUUGCACUCCUCAGAACAAGAUCCUGGAGGGACUGGAGAAGGUGAAGCACUUGGAUUUCCUGAAGCAACCCCUGGCCACUCAGAGCGAGCUGGAGACUUUGCAGAAGGACAAAGGCCCGAAGCCCAAACGGACAGAAAGUCGGGAGAGUCUCCACAGCCUCAGCAAGGGGUCGAGUGGCAGGGGAGGCCGGGACCCAGAGGCCGGGUCGCGGCUGGGGUCAGCCAAAUCCCGGGUGGAGAGGAAGGACAAGUCUGGGAAAACGAAAGCUGACACAGCAACACUAAGUGAGGGAAUGAAAGGAUCUCACCCCAAUAUGUCAGCGGAGCUGAAGGCUAGAGAACAAGGUGGGGACAAACUGAAAACCAACACCCAGCUGAAACCAUCCAAGGAAAAACUGCAAAAGAAAGAGGCAAAGCCAGUGAAACUGGAAGAGAAUAAGGAUGUGAAAGUCUCUAAAAGGGAAGAGAGAAAGGAUGCAGAGGAAAAGAAACAGGUGAGAAAAGAGGUGCCAAAACAAGUUAAAAAGAUCGAACCUAAAAAGGAUGAAAGGACAGGAGCUAAGGUCCCCACUAAAGUGUCCUCUGUUUCUUCUGAGAGCAGAAGGCCUUCAGCAAAAAGCAACAUGCCGAGCAAAGAGAUCAAAAAAGAUCUAGUUACUUCUGGGAAAGGAUCUGUCAAAACCAAACCAAAGCUUCAGAGUAAGGAAACUGCAGAUUGCAAACAGACUGCAGGCAGUGUGUCCCUCACUGAGAAGGGCCCUCAGCCAGCUGCUUCCAAGAUGUCCACUCCUGAAGACAUGACAGCUGAUUUUGAACAUCUCCAACAAGCUGAGCAGGAGGUACAGGCACAAGGUGCAGCGACUGGGUCAGCGGGUUAUGGGGGGGAGGUGGUCAUCCCAGAUGAAACCUCACCUGAUGAGGGCUUCACUACAAUGGAGAAUGAAAGUGAGCUGGAGUCUUCUCCCCAGGAUGAUGGCCAGCUUGUCGAUGUUACCAUCCCUGAAAAUGAGGACCCAGUCAUCUUGGAGUUGGAGCCACACAAGGGAGGCAAGAGUACAGAAGAGAAACAGGAAGCCAGAGGUGAAGCAGAGGCUGAAUCUGAUCAAGGUAUGAUUAGAAUUAAUCAUAUUAAUGGUCUGAUCUGUGAUACUGAAAAUGAAGAUGGUUUUGAGAUGGAAAGUCCUGAUAAAUUCAGGUAUUUUGAUGAAAAGUUGAGCCCUAGUAGGAAUAUGGCAGCCCUGUCACCACUUGCUAAAACCCCACGGAGUGAUCGUAGUGUUAACUUUGAUCUAACACCAACUGAACUUGGGCCACUAGAGGAAAUUAAAGGGCAGAUGUCAGUCAACAACCAGGAGACUCUGGAGGACCAGUGUGCAAGCUCUGAGGAGAAGACCCUGGAGAUGGUCUCUCCUCCAGGAUCCGGUCUGGCCAGUGCUGGCCACACUCCAUUCCAUCAAUCACCCAUUGAUGAGAUCAUUCCCAGGGGUGAAAAUGGUUUAAUUGAGAGAGUUUCCAGCCUUCUCGGUGAGGAGACCCAGUUGAACAAUGCUUUUAAUAAGCCUUUAGAUGGUGGACCCCAGUCAAAUGCAAGACCACCUUUUGAAAACACCAGUGCUCCACUGGACAGACAUACUGGCUUCCUGACCUUAAGUCCAUUCAAGGAAGUAGUCCCUGAUGUCUCGCCGACCCUGACCACCCCGUCGUUGCCAGCUGAGGUUGGCUCUCCUCAUUCCACAGAAGUUGAUGAGUCUCUGUCAGUCUCCUUUGAACAGGUUCUGCCACCCCUGAGUGAAGCUCUGGCCUCUCCAAGAGAGCAUAAUCAGAGGGGACCUCUCAAUGGUCUUUCUCCUGAACAUGAAACCUUCUCGGCGAAGGGUGACCCUCCCAGCAUGAGCCUGCCCCUGAAGUCAUUGCAAGAUCCAUUCCGGACUCCGCAGGUGGCCCUGGGCAGUGUCUCAGAUGGCGAUGGUGCGUUAACUCACGGCGAUGGAAUUGAUGGGCGUUUGCCACAUGUGAUGGCUUUGCCCUCUGACUCUCCUCAUGAUGUUGACUUGUGCCUUGUAUCACCCUGUGAAUUUAAGCACCCAAAGACUGAACUCUCGCCCUCCUUCAUCAACCCCAGCCCACGGGAGUUGUCAGACGAGAGUGACCUUUCCCAGGAAUUUGCCAAGCCGGUUGGCCAAAGGAGAGGUCACAAGUCUCUCUCCAAUCGAAAGGCAGCUCUGGAUGAAAGGACCCCAACUUCUGCUAGUGAGUCCCUUCCAACCCUUUCAGGUUCUGAUGCCCAGCCUGGGACUGAGGACUGCCCAUCCAUCACUGCAGAUGGUGGCAUUGACUCUGAGGAAGACUCUGAGAUCAUUCCCGCUGACAGGUCUCGUUCACCCGUGUCUUCAAUACCAUGUGACCCUUUGCCUGCCCCAAUGAAAGACCCUCACCCACCCCCGCCCCAACCUGGUAUCUGCAUGGUAGACCCUGAGGUACUGACACACAACUCUACCAAAGAUGCCAGAGAAAAGGCGAAAGGGAAAAAAUUAGGUUCAAAGCCAGCUUUGAGCUCUACAGCAAGGAAAACUGAAAACACUAAACAAUCAACUCUCUCCAAACCAAAAGGUCACCAACUGAUGCCUAAAGAGGUGGAUAAGAUGGUCACGGGCAGUAAGAGCAACCAAUCGGCGAAGGUUUUCCGAGCAAAUUCCAACCAGUCAAUAAAUUCUGAGGACAAGAAGGGAAGGAAUCUUCAAACUACAAGUUCCAAACCGCCUCGCAGUGCAGUGACAGGUGCAGUGAGCAAGGGUCCUCCGGUGGGGCCCCCUGUGUAUGUGGAUCUUGCCUACGUUCCCAACAACCACAGCGCUAGAACAAUCGACGCAGACUUUUUUAAACGACUGAGAUCUUCAAUCUACGUCAUCAGUGGAGAUGAUCCCCAGAAGGAGGGGGCAAUGAGGAACAUUCUGGAUGCUCUCCUGGAAGGCAAAACUGUGUGGGGGGAUAAUAUCCAGGUCACCAUAAUCCCGACCUUUGACUCUCCAAUCAUGCAUGAGUGGUACCAGGAGACCCACGAGAAACAGCAGUCACUAAACAUUACGGUGCUGGGGAGCAACAGCACUGUUGUCAUGCAAGAGGAGACCUUUCCUGCCUGCAAAGUUGAAUUCUGAUCGGGUGUUUGUUCAACACACAGAACAUUUUUGAGCGCUUUUGUGCGCAGGGAGUUGUAACCCAUGUUGGAUUAAUCCCACCCUCUAAUAGGCAAAAUAUCAAUCCUUCUAUGGAGUGUUUCUAGUGAUAUGUCAAGUAAUGCACGUUGAACCCCUCCCUCCCACAUUUCUCCCAGUUCACGUGAUGCUUCAAAAAAUGUUGCACAACCAUCUUAGGCCCAGGAUUCCCUCGAGCACCAGUGAACUGGGUGAAGGGCUGAGCUGUGCCAAUGGGUUUAUGAUGAGGGGACAGUAAGAGCCCACUGGGGCCAAGAGGUUAGAAUGGUAUCUGCUGACCACCCCAAUAUUUUGCAAUGAGGGCCACUUGUUUUCCUUUUGUAUGCAAAUAAUAGGGUAUUUAAUCUUGUUCACUGUGCAAAUCAGUUGGUUCAAAGGAGAGCAACGCUCUGGGGUUAAACUGUCAUUGUUUGCUCUGAAGCUGGUUUGACUUUCACCAUAGUGUUUAGACUGACAGCUUGGUUCAAGAGCUUUUUAAUUCCAGCCUGUGCUCAUGGCUAAUCUGUCACAAAUUAUAAUGGUGAAUGAAAUCUCUGCUGUAGGGUGGGUUUUCUUAUGACCAGUCACCAUUUCAAUUAAAAUUAUAAUAUAGGGGGUAAAUAAACUCCUCCCCUAGGUAUCCAGGGCCUUUCAGUUGGAGUCUGGGAGAUUAAUGUUCACACCCGCCCCAUACUGCUCCCACUGGAACUCUAACCUGCUGGCAUAUGGGCUCCAUCAGCACUGACCUCCGUCUGGCAUUUGAACUAAAUGAUCCAUUCUUGCAAGUAUAAUGAGUGUCAGUGGCCAAGCUGACCUGGAUGACUCCAUAAUUAGGCUGGUUUAGACUCCUGCCCAGUUAUUGUCUCCAGGACUGGGCUCUGUAAAACUCUUCCAGUGAUUAGACUCCUCUCCAUCAGGCUUGUGAGAUUGACAAAUUAAACCAGAUGCUGGCUACAUUCACAAACGAGUUGGUAAGAGCCAAACUGCUUUGCUAAUUGUUUUACUCUGCUCUCUUUCAUUUCAAGGAAGAGUGGUGGCUGAAGGUGGGGUUAAUCUUGUCGCCUGGUUCUGAUAUAGUUGUGCAACUAUAAAGAUCCUGCUCUGGCUGUGCAUAUCUUGAUUUCAGAUUUCUUUGAUCCAAUGUUAAACAUUCACCAAUGUGCUCGGACAAAUAACCAAUCAACUGAGACCAGCCAAGGACUUAGUCUCAUUUAGUGAAAGUUCACAGCGAGUGAGUUCAGUUGAAAUCCACAUUGAAGAGAGAAGCUACAAUGAGGAGUUGCUUAUUGCUGGGCAGGUUCAGUCUGGUUUUUGAGCGACUAUAUACCACAUCGCUUCGACUUGGAGUAAACAAAAAGCAAUUCACUGCUUCAACAACCUUCCACUAUAAACAUGAGGAGCUCUGAUACCUCAAUAUAAAAUAUAUACUGCAUGUUAAUCAACUUCAGUUGUAUUGUGGGUGAGGAUAAUCUAUUUUAUUUCUGGGAGGUAAGCAUUGUUGGCCCAGCCAACAUUUGCUCAUCCCUAAUUGCCCCUUAGGAGGUGGAGGUCAUCAGUGAAGGUGGCUAGUAUUAUAUUUUCUCCCUCCUGAAUAACUGAAGAGGACGAGGGCAAACACAGGUUUUGCAAACUGCAAUGAUGUGGGAGUGGAAGAGUUGAGAUUGAUGUUUCAAUCAGUAGGAUUUGAAUCGGUAACAAUUAUCACCUAGAUUUUCUUGGAAUCUAUGCUUCAAACCCAUCCUUAGUAUGAUAGGAAGCACAAGAGAGAAUUGGAUUAAUGGCAAGUUGUGGUCUUAGUUAUUGCUGUUGAAACACUUGAUUUCUGUCCUUGCAACACCAGUCACCUUUCCCCAGUUGACACGGCUACUGUGACCUGCAAAUGUCCCGAAUGUCAAAUUGAAAAUAACUAUUGGCAGACAAUUGAAUUACUGCCUUGGUGAAUAGUUCUGAUCAGUAAAAGUUUUAUUUAUCAGUGGUGAGGCAAUGAGAAUGAGAGAACAGUUGGCUGGUGAAGCUUUGUUCAGUGUGGAUCUCGGCUGUGAGGCUUAUUUGGAAAGGGUAGGUGGUGUAGCUGCAGAGUGCAGUGUCUUCAUGUUGACUGUCAGAGGGCCAUCCCGUUGCUGGCUGGAGAUAAUAUCACUGGCUUAAUGUCUCCAUCAACCUAAUCCUGGUAAUGGCAGCUUGGCCAUUUAGCCAGACACCUGACAGUCAACAGACACCUACUUGUGACUUUAGUGAAUGAUGGUUUGGGAAAGUAGAUAAAAGAACAGACGGAUGUAUUUAGAUUCGUGAGUGCAGAGUGCUAUACUGGGAAGGGUUAGAAUGAUGACUAUAUUCUAAUGCUGAGGGGGCACAAACUCCACUUAGAAGAUCAGGUUGAGGUGUUCAGUGCUUUGGAAUUGUCUGAACUGCAGAUUUGGUAAAAGGUCAUUUUCUGGUCCAGAAAAAGCAAACAACCUUUAGCUGUUGAGAGGAGGGUGGGUGGAGGGACAAGUGAAAUCAGAACCAGGAACCAUCAAUUCUCCCAAGUUUAACAUAGAUGUGCCAUAAAGAGUAUCUUCUCCUUUUUCGCCGCUGCUCCCCCGCCCCCACUAUCUCCUUGGAGUGUGGGUUACAAGGCCAGAUCUGUCCUUGACUCUCCCUAUAGGGGCUGCCUUUCACUGAGGUGGAGGGGGAACCUGGGAUGUGCUCUCUUUUUGUUUACAUGGAGAGCAAUAGUAGCUGAAAGUUUAAUUAUCUUGUGCCCUGAAUUUGGCUAAUUUAAUCCUACACACUCCACUGAGAAGCAUAAAGAGCUCAUGACACAUAAGCAUGCAACUGAAAAGGCUGCAAUUUCAAUCCAGUUAUUUAUUCUCAAAAUUAAUAUAUAAGCUUUUGGUUAUGGUUUACACUUUUUUUAAAAUUGCUGUCUUAUCUGAGCAGCACUGUUUUGUCAAACUUUUCAUUAAGGUUUUUUAAAUGUGAGGUUUAAUCAGUAUUAAACACUAAUUGGUGAAUUAUUUUAAGGUUAAUGCGAUGGAGGAUGCAAAUGUUUGUCCUGAUUUAUGCAUUUCAUUGAGAAUUGUACUGUAGUCCUGAACAUGUAUGUGAAACUUUCCAUAACUGCUGUCUGUGCCAUACAUCGACAGGAUAUUGUGAAUUUUAAAGGGUAGUGUGUUUACACAUCAGUAGGUGGGGAUAAUGCCUAUCUCCGAAUCAAUACAAGGAACUCUCAACCAACCUGGUUAAAAGUGUGGGAGUUUGGUGGAUUUUAGCCUAAAAUAAUCAAGCAAUGUUUCUACCCCUGCAGCAGGUUGAUUGACUUGAUCUUCUAUUGGAGAUGCUGGGGGAGUUCAUCUAGUUUAACUCUAGAGACCGCCCCCCCCCCCCACCCAAUUCCAUUUGUAAACACCCAUGUUUAUACUGUUAAUCUGGUUCACUGGUAAGAGGAGGGCUUGCAGGGGCUGGGUGUACUGUGUUGUUUGGGGAGGGAGUCUCUCUCCAGUGUUUUACUUUAAAUGGGGAGGUGUCUGCACGGAAUUGCUUACGUCCCUCCCUGUUACUGUGCAGAGGUCCAUGCUGCUAAUUGUUCCCACUUGCUUCUAAGGAUUGUCUGUGUAUGUGCACAGACUGAUCUAUCUGUUGGCACUACUAUUUUAAAAAAUGAUGUCUGGCUUUAUGAUGAAAUUGAACAAUAAAGUUUAAUUAAAGGAA
This is a messenger RNA of Chiloscyllium plagiosum (whitespotted bambooshark), 8311 nucleotides long. RefSeq names its product microtubule-associated protein 1Sa (gene map1sa). The record is from RefSeq and is a predicted model, not a curated record. NCBI's taxonomy places the organism in Eukaryota, Metazoa, Chordata, Chondrichthyes, Orectolobiformes, Hemiscylliidae. Gene Ontology annotation, biological process: dendrite development; microtubule cytoskeleton organization; regulation of microtubule depolymerization. Gene Ontology annotation, molecular function: actin binding; microtubule binding. Gene Ontology annotation, cellular component: dendrite; microtubule; cytosol.